AUGUUGCUACUGCCUGUUCCAGGUAUCCAGAUGCACUGCCCAGUGUUACAUUUCCAGAUUCAAGUGGCAACUGUUGAAGCCCCACCAGUGUUGCUACAGCCUCGGUUGGCUUCAGCAAGGCGUACUCUGCUCACUUCAGACUCUUGUUACACUUCGCCAGCCAUGGUGACGAAGCUCCUCGUCCCACUAGUGAUGGCUGCAGCCGGUGUACGUCGAGAGGAUGUCCACUCCCUUCUUCAAGUUCCGAUUGUGUCCUUAGGUGUAGGCACCCACCUUUAUUCCUGCCAACAACACCAGUUGGAUCCUCAGCGUGACUUGUGGACAAUCCUGGAGUUUGAAUACUUCGGCUACUGCAUGACUGUCGAGAGUGCCGUGGAGAAGAUGGUUAAAAUGGGUUGGCCAGGUGAGCCAGAGGACAUAGGCAAGUUCGAUCCCAGUGCGAGUUAUGCCAAGGUGUGGCGGGUAGUUCGUCCAUGCAAGAUGGUCUUGGCCGACGGCAAGAACAGCAGUACUCUCGCAGCCCGUUUUGGGCAGAAUGCAAGCUUUCAGCAUGCAGAGGCCCUUGAUUUGCCGAACUGGCGGUCGGAGGUAAAAUCUUCAGAGCUCAGGUCUGAACUAAUGAAAAGAGACGGUGUGGUGCAGUGUGAUUCUGGCCUCGAUGUGGCUGUGUUCCAUGGCAUUGCAACGAAUGACCCGCACGCAUGCAUUCAGCAAGUCGAGCCUGAUCGGCUACCGACUGCCGCAGAGUUGAGACAGCAGCAGCAAGCGUAUUCUUCGCACAAGGGCUGUGAUCAUUUCACCUGA
Molecule: messenger RNA, 804 nt
Organism: Symbiodinium sp. CCMP2592
Lineage: Eukaryota; Dinophyceae; Suessiales; Symbiodiniaceae
Source: the annotation of a GenBank genome assembly